AUGAUCGUGCGAGUGGAACGGAGAGGAGGGGCAGGAGGGGAGGCAGGAGGGAAGGCAGGAGGGGGGGCGGGAGGGGAGGCAAAAGGGGAUGGUGGGGCAGGCGUAUCGGAGGAAGCACAUCCGAAUGCUUCUGCAGCAGCUGCAGCAGCACGGGUAUUCCCGAGAGGGGACGACAAGCAGUGGGGGAGGUACGUGGACAUUUGCAGAGAGGCAGAGGCAGCACAGGAAGAUAAGCUUGCUGCGGACAGGGAUGGGGAGGAGACAGAAGCAGGAGAUGGAAGCCGGGACAUGGAUGACAUGUUGAGUCAUGAUGUGGUGGAGACACGUGCAGAGGGAUUGGAACGGCUGCAGGUGCUGAUUGAGGAGCUGCGUGAACACACAGACGCCAUGACUGCUAGCUUCGAUUCCAUGCGCCCAGUGGUGAAUGCAGGACGUUGGGCGGCAACACCAGGAGGAGGAGAUGGAGCAGCAGGAGGUGGGGCAGCAGCAGCAGGAGGAGGAGAAGGAGCUGCAACAGCUCAUGGGGGCCCAGCAGUGCGUGAGGGAAGAGCAGCAGUGCGCGGAGUGAGAGGAGGAGCUGCGGAAGCAUCGGAGCCGGUGGAGAGCACGCUGGAAGACAAAAGGCUGGUAGAGGGGGCAGCAGGGGAAGCGGCAGCAGGGGAAGCAAAACUAAGCAGCGGAAAGUCAAGCUUCAAGCAUUCUGAAGGGAGCCAAGCUGCAAUCCCCGUGCAAGUGUACUGCCCUCCGCUUGAGUCCUUGACUCUCCAGUCCCUCUCCUUUGCCUCCACUCCCCAUGCCCCCUGGCUGCCUCCCACCCUUUCCUCUGAGUCUCCUCGCAUGUACCUCUCCUCGCACAACUCGCCACCAUCAGAUUCAUGUCACUCAUCCUCCUCCUCUUCCCUCUCCUCCUCUGCCCCAUGCCCUAGCGGUCACCCAAUGUCCUUUGAGUCCCUUGCUCGAGCUGCAGCCUUCAGGCACCUCAAGCAUCUCGCCUUGGCUCUUGAUCUCCCUCGGACUGAACGCAUGCCAUCGCCCUUUUCCCCUUCCUUCAGGCUCCUGAAUUCCCUGGAGCUCAACUCACGCUAUGCGCGCGCGCGUCUCUCCUACACACGGCAGCCGCCACUCCCUCCCGUGCACCUCCUCCCCUCACUGCAGUCCCUCUCUCUCCUCUACGUUCCCUCCGACUACCUCUCCAUUCCCCGCUGCUCCUCCCUCACCUCCCUCACUCUUUGGGCCCCUGAAUCCUCCGCUCUCUCCUCCCUUGCCUUCUCCUCCUCUUCCCCCUCCUCCUCCGCCGUUGCGUCCUCCCCUCCAUCCCCUCUCUGCACAUCUCUCAGAUCUCUCACAAUUUACUCUGCCGAACUUGAGGCCUCCCUUGCAUCCCUCUCCCUCUUCCCCUCCCUCUCCUCCCUCUCCCUCCACUCCUGCACCAUCGACCCAUACAAGCUCCGCUCUCUCUCACGCUCCCUCCACUCCCUCACCCACUUCACCAUCCACUCCUGCCCACUCAUCUCCUCCCACUCCCUCGCCCCCAUCCUCCAAGCCAACCCUGCUCUCUCCUCCCUCUCCCUCCACGGAACAAAUUACUGUCUGUUUGCCGCACAGCGAUUCUGGUCUCUCCUCUCGCACUCCUCCUCCCAGCUCCACUCCCUCCACCUCGCCGGCCUCCCAUCCUUCCACCCGGGCUUGCUUGCAGCCUGCAGUGCCCUGCGGUCGCUCAGUCUGGAAGGGGUGGGUAUUUCUUCGGACUCCCGGUUGCCGCGCACUGUAACAUUGGACGGCCUUGUGGGUAUGCUCGUGUGUGUGGAACAAAGAGGAGGGGCAGGAGGGAGGGCAGGAGGGGGGGCAGGAGGGAAGGCAGGAGGGGGGGCAGGAGGGAAGGCAAAAGAGGAUGGUGGAGCAGACAUAUCAGAGAGAGCUCAUCCGGGUGCUUCUGAAGCAGCUGCAGCAGCUGCAGCAGCAGGGGUAUCCCCAAGAGGGGACGACAAGCAGUGGGGGAGGUACGUGGAUAUUCGCAGAGAGGCAGAGGCAGCACAGGAAGAUAAGCUAGCAGCGGCAAAGAACAUUAUCCCCCUCAUGAACGCAGCCCAUCAAGCUUCCAGAACCGCCCAUUCCGAUGCACUUUCAGCAGCGCGUUUGGAGGGUGUAAACGCCGUGCCUCGCAUCGUUGCCAGCUUCGGGAAGAUCAGUCCUGAUGGCCUGUCUGAGGGUGUGCUGGGUGGGGUUCGGUCUGGUGCGGUGGAGACACGUGCAGAGGGGGUGGAGAGGCUGCAUGCGCUGAUUGAGGAGCUGGGGGAGCACACUAAUGCCAUGUCUGCGAGCUUCAAUUCCAUGCGCCCACUCUCCCCCACCCUGCCUUGGCCAUUGAUUGAUGCGGCAUCAGCAGGAGGUGGGGCAGCAGGAGGUGGGGCAGCAACACCAGGAGGAGGAGAAGGGGGAGCAACAGCGCAUGGGGUGGCAGCAGUGCGUGAGGGAAGAGCAGCAGUGCACCGAGCGAGAGGAGGGGCAGCGGAAGCAUCGCAGCGAGUGGAAAUCACACCAGAAGACAGAGGGCUGGGAGAGGCGGCCGCAGGGGAGGCGGCAGCAGGAGAAGCAGCAGCAGGGGAAGCAGCAGCAGGGAAUGCGGCAGCAGGGGAGACAGCACCAGGGGAUGCAAAACCAAGCAGCGGAAAGUCAAGCUUCAGGCAUUCUGAAGGGAGCAAAGCAGCAGCAGCAGUCCCCGUGCAAGUGUACUGCCCUCCUCUGGAGUCUCUGACCCUCCGAUCCCUCCACUUCGCCUCCCCGCCCCAUGUCCCCUGGCUGCCUCCCUCCCUUUCUUCUGAGUCUCCUCACAUGUACCUCUCGUCAUCCCCCUCUCCACCGUCCUAUUCAUGCCACUCAUCCUCCUCCUCUUCCCGCUCCUACUCUGCCUCGUGCCCAAGCUGUCACCCAAUGUCCUUUGAGUCCCUUGCCCGAGCUGCAGCCUUCAGGCACCUCAAGCAUCUCGCCUUGGAGUGCUGCGUAGGGUUGAAGGAGCAGGAGUGGCUGGUACUCCUCACAGCGUGCUCUAAGUUGGAGGAGCUAAGGCUCGUGAUGGCGGAAGACAGAGAAGGCGCCGAGGAUAGCAGGCUGCUAUUGCUCCCUGACGACCUCCUCAAAAUCAUUCUCGGCCUCGCGGAUCACCCAUCCGAUCGCAGCAACGCCGCGCUCUCCUGCGCCCGCCUCCACCACCUCUCGCGGCGCACACCACAUGCGCUCCGACUCGAGUUCCACUCCAGGCUCUUGGCUUCACUGGAGUUGAACUCGCCCUCUGUGCGCUCGUGUCUCUCUCACACACAGCAGCCGGCGCUCCCCCCAGUGCACCUAUUCCCCUCACUGCAGUCCCUCUCUCUCCUCUACGUUCCCUCGGACUUACUCCCCAUUCCCCGCUGCUCCUCCCCCACCUCCCUCACCCUCUGGGCACCUGAAUCCUCCACUCUCUCCUCUCUUGUCUCCUCAUCCUCCUCUUCCUCCCAUGCUUCCUUCUCCUCCCUUGACUCCUCCACUACCUCCUCCCCCCUGGCGUCCUCCCUCCCACCCUCUCUCUUCACAUCUCUCACAUCUCUCACGAUCCACUCUGCUGAACUGCAAGGCUUCCUCGCUUUCCUGCCCCUCUUCCAUUCCCUCUCCUCCCUCUCCCUCCACUCCUGCACCAUCGACCCAUACGAACUCCGCUCCCUCUCACGCUCCCUCCACUCACUCACCCACCUCACCAUCCACUCCUGCCCACUCGUCUCCUCCCAAUCUCUCGCACCCAUCUUCGCUCUCUCCUCCCUCUCCCUCCACGGAACAAAUUACUGUCUGUGUGCCGCAGAGCGCUUUUGUUCUCUCCUCUCGCACUCCUCCUCCCAGCUCCACUCCCUCCACCUCGCCGGCUUCUCAUCUUUCCGCCCGGGCUUGCUUGCAGCCUGCAGUGCCCUGCGGUCGCUCAGUCUGGAAGGGGUGGAUCUUUCUUCAAACGCCCGAUUGCCGCGUGCUGUAACAUUGGACGGCCUUGUGGGUAUGCUUGUGAGGGUGGAACGGAGAGGAGGGGCAGGAGGGGGGGCAGGAGGGGAGGCAGGAGGGGGGGCAGGAGGGGGGGCAGGAGGGGGUGCAGGAGGGGAGGGAGGAGGGAAGGCAGGAGGGGGGGCAGGAGGGAAGGAUGGUGGAGCAGACAUAUCAGAGAGAGCUCAUCCGGGUGCUUCUGCAGCAGCUGCAGAAGCACGGGUAUCCUCAAGAGGGAGCGACAAGCAGUGGGGGAGGUACGUGGAUAUUCGCAGAGAGGCAGAGGCAGCGCAGGAAGAUAAGCUUGCUGCGGCGAUGAACGUUGUCCCCCUCCUGCAGGUAGCCCAUCGAGCUUCCAGUACCGCCGAUUCUGAUGCGCUCUUGGCUGUGCGUGUUGAGGGUGAGGGCGCCGUGCCUUGGAUCGUUGCCAGCCUCGGGAAGAUCAGGUACGGGAUUUCAGCGUGCCGGACCUUCUGUGCCGGGAUACGUGAGGCCAAUGGGGCGAUCAAGUGGGAGGAGGCACUGAUGCAGGCGUUUGCUGCUGCUGUUGCUGGUGGUGGUGGUGCUGCUGCUGCUGUUGCUGCUCCUCACCAUGCAGCAGGGUUUUUCACUAUGGAGUUGAAUCCUGAAGAAGAGGAGGACAGGGAUGGGGAGGAGACAGAAGCAGGAGAUGGAAGCAGUGGCAUGGAUGACAUGUUACGUCAUGAUGGCCUGCCUGAGAGUUUGCUAAGUGGGGUACGGUCUGAUGUGGUGGAGACACGUGCUGAGGGGAUUGAACGGCUGCUGGCGCUGAUGGAGGAGCUGCGUGAACACACAGACGCCAUGUCUGCGAGCUUCGAUUCCAUGCGCCCAGUGAUGGAAGCAGUGCUAGUUGGAGGUGGGGCGGCAACACCAGGAGGAGGAGAUGGAGCAGCAGGGGGUGGGGCAGCAGCAGGAGGUGGGGCAGCAGCAGCAGGAGGAGGAGGCGAAGCAGCAGCAGCUCAUGGGGGGGCGGCAGUGCGUGAGGGAAGAGCAGCAGUGCCAGGAGUGAGAGGAGGGGCGGCGGAAGCAUCGCAGCGGGUGGAAAGCACGCUGGAAGACAAAAGGCUGGUGGAGGGGGCAGCAGGGGAUGCAAAACCAAGCAGCGGAAAGUCAAGCCUCGAGCAUUCUGAAGGGAGCCAAGCAGCAGUCCCCGUGGACGUGUUAUGCCCUUCUCUGGAGUCCCUGACCCUUCAGUCCCUCCGCUUCACUUCCCCGCCCCAUGUCCCCUGGCUGCCUCCCUCCCUUUCUUCUGAGUCUCCCCGCAUCUGUCAGCCAAUGUCGUUUGAGUCCCUUGCCCGGGCUGCAGCAUUCAGGCACCUCAAGCUGCUCGCCCUGGUGUGCUGCGUGGGGUUGAAGGAGCAGGAAUGGCUGGAACUAUUCGGAGCGUGCUCCAAUUUGGAGGAGCUAAGGGAGGCCUACGAUUCCAGUAUAAGAUCCCCGCACGUGCUGCUGUGCGGCCACACUUUCUGCAAGCACUGCGUGCUCAUCCUCCCUAUAGCCGUCUUCAAUAAGCUGCCAUCGCUGCAGAUCCAGCUGCCAUGGCUCGUGGAUUGUCCGCUGUGCCACUGGGUGACUCCUAGGCUCGUCGUUGAGGGGAAUCUGCAGUACCCUUUCAAGAACUUCUCCCUGCUGUGGCUUCUAGAGGCUUCCAGGCUCGCUCUCCCUCGAGGCGUCAGCUCACCCACCUCUGCUGCCAGCGCCACCGCCAGCCGGGCGAUCCAAUGGUUCCCGUUCAUUCGCACGGGGAUCAACGGUGCGGCGUUCUACCUGGGCCGUCUGCGGCAGCUGUGCACGCGGUUACCGUUUCUGGGAGUGCUGGCGGUGGUGAGCUUUGUGAUUGUGCCCUGGUGCUCCCUUGCUCUGCUCUGCUACCUGGCAGUGUUUCUGUUUGUGGCCGUGCCUGCUGCCGUGUGCCUUGUGCUCUCCAUUUACUGGUCCGAAACGCUUCUGAGGAGACUGACUGGCAUGCCCUGA
Molecule: messenger RNA, 5997 nt
Organism: Closterium sp. Naga37s-1
Lineage: Eukaryota; Viridiplantae; Streptophyta; Zygnematophyceae; Desmidiales; Closteriaceae
Source: the annotation of a GenBank genome assembly